UCCUCCCUCCUUAGAAACGCCCUAGUUACCGGCCCAGGGUGCAGCGCGGCGCCUGGUUACCGGCCCAGGAUGCAGCGCGGCGCCAAUGAAGGGGAGGAGGAUGGUGGCGGGUGUUCAGGAUAACAUGGAGAAGGAUCAACGAAAUAUUAUAGUUUUUAAUGCAUCAAAGAAAGAACUAUUUUCUACCACUAGUGGGUACAAGUCAUUGCAGAAGAAACUUCGCACCAACUGGAAGAUACAAAGUUUUAAAGAUGAAAUCACAGAAGAGAAACUAAUAGGUGUGAAAUUGUGGAUUACAGCUGGUCCCAGAGAGAAAUUCACCGCUACUGAACUUGAUGUAUUGAAAAAGUACUUAGAAAGUGGAGGAUGUAUUCUUGUGAUGCUGGGAGAAGGUGGAGAAUCGAAAUAUGACACAAAUAUAAAUUUUUUAUUAGAGGAGUAUGGAAUUAUGGUAAAUAAUGAUGCUGUUGUAAGAAAUAUGUAUUAUAAGUACUUCCAUCCCAAAGAAGCUUUAAUAUCAAAUGGAAUUUUAAACAGAGAAAUUAGUCGAGCAGCUGGGAAGUCUGUGCCUGGAAUGAUGGAUGAAGAAAACAAUGGCAACAACUUACAAGCCCUAACGUUUGUUUAUCCAUUUGGUGCUACACUGAGUGUAAUGAAACCAGCUAUUGCAGUGCUGUCGACAGGCUCUGUAUGUUUUCCCCUCAACAGGCCUAUUCUGGCAUUCUACAAUUCCAAGCUCCAAGGUGGAAAAUUGGCUGUGCUGGGAUCUUGUCAUAUGAUCAGUGACCAAUACUUUGACAAAGAAGAAAAUGGCAAAAUCAUGGAUGUUGUUUUUCAGUGGCUGACUACAAACGAAAUCCAGUUAAACCAAAUUGAUGCCGAGGAUCCAGAGAUUUCAGAUUAUACCAUGCUUCCAGAUACAGCUAAACUGUCUGACAGACUGAGGGUGUGCUUGCAAGAAGGGGAUGAAAAUCCACGGGAUUUUACUACGCUAUUUGACAUGUCGGUCUUUAAACUGGACACAAUGGCUCUCCCAAAAGUUAUCACGGCGUAUGAACAACUGAAUGUGAAACAUGAAUCUCUCCAACUGAUCCAACCUCAGUUUGAAACCCCACUCCCUACACUGCAGCCAGCCGUCUUUCCUCCCUCCUUUCGAGAGUUGCCAGCGCCAGCAUUGGAUCUCUUUGAUCUUGAUGAAACAUUUUCAUCUGAGAAAGUGAGACUUGCUCAGCUGACUAACAAAUGUAGUGAUGAUGAUCUGGAAUUCUACAUUCGUAAGUGUGGUGACAUUCUUGGUGUAUCAAACAGACAAGAAAACAAAGAUGCAAAAGAAAUUUUAGAACACAUCUUUUUCCAAGUGGUGGAAUUUAAGAAACUGAAUCAGGAUCAUGACAUAGACACAAAUGAAGCUGGAAUAAUUUCCUUGCAGAAUAACUGAAACUGAGUAGCUGUGCUACAGCUGAUUCAGCAGGAUCUUGGAGAUUUCAGCAGCACUUGGUCCUUUUACAACAUGUAACUUGCAAAUUGUUAGAUUCCUUACUCAAAAUAUAUAUUUUUGUAUUGAAAGAGUUGAUCAUUUUGGCUGUCUACAACUUCAAGAUAUUUCAUACACUACUUUUACAUUUAAGAUUAUGGUCAAUAUAUCCUCUAAAGCAAUUCCAUACAUGUAAAUAUCUCCAUUUAUCAAAUCGUACUCGGCUUUAGACUCAGAUUAAAGCCCACCUUAACAUUGGUCUUGGUUUAGAAUGUAACUUGUUCUUUGAAUUAUUUUCAUAUUACAUUUGGGGUUAUAUUGAGUCAUGGGGUUAUACAGUACAGAAACAGGCCCUUUGGCCCAACUUGUCCAUGCUGAUCCAUUGCCUACUUGAGCUUGUCGGAUUUGCCUGCAUUUGGCCCAUAUCGUUCUGAACCUUUCCCCCUUCAUGAACCUGUCCAAGGGUCCUUUAAAUGUUGUCAUUGUGUCCAUCCCACUACCUCCUCUGGCAGCUCGUUCCACAGACCCACCACUCUGUGUGGAAAAACCUGCCCAUUAAAUCUUUCCCCUCUCACCUUAAACCUGUGCCCUCUAGUUUUACAUUCCCCCACCCUGGCAAAAUGACUGUGACAAUCCACCUUAUCUCUGCCCCUCAUGAGUUCAUAAACCUUAAUAAAGUCACCCCUCAACCUCCUACGCUCCAGGGAAAAAAAACUUCCAGCCUAUCCCAUCUCUCCUUAAAAUUCAAGCCUUCCAGUCCUGGUAUCAUCCUUGUUUGCACCCUUCCUACAGCUGGGUGACCUGAAUUGCUCACGUUACUCCAAGUGCUGUCUUACCAACACCGUGCACAGCCGCAACAUGAUGUUCCAACUCACAUUCUCUGUGGCCUUUACUUUCUUGUACUUAAGCAUUGCUGUUUAUCUACUUG
Molecule: messenger RNA, 2402 nt
Organism: Pristis pectinata (smalltooth sawfish)
Lineage: Eukaryota; Metazoa; Chordata; Chondrichthyes; Rhinopristiformes; Pristidae
Gene: ift52
Product: intraflagellar transport 52 homolog (Chlamydomonas)
Exons: 14
Coding region: 86-1438 (450 amino acids)
Biological process (GO): cilium assembly; intraciliary transport
Cellular component (GO): cilium; intraciliary transport particle B; centriole
Source: RefSeq, a predicted model, not a curated record